This is a messenger RNA of Colletotrichum navitas, 1428 nucleotides long. RefSeq names its product nucleoside-diphosphate-sugar epimerase. The record is from RefSeq and is a predicted model, not a curated record. The transcript is spliced from 2 exons. Lineage: Eukaryota; Fungi; Ascomycota; Sordariomycetes; Glomerellales; Glomerellaceae. Bases 328 to 1095 code for a protein of 255 amino acids.
GAUAGUGCUAACUCCGGCACAGUUUCCGUUGCGUCUUACUUGAUUGUCGUGGCUUACCUCCGAUAUCAGUGGAGAUUCCCAGUCCGCUCGGGGGCAGGCGAUGCGGCCGCAUCGUCCGCAUCGUCCGCACCGCCCACGCGUCCUGCGCGGCCUGAUUCGGAGAUGAUGUUCCGUGAAUGAAUAAAAGGCUGCCUUGCCGCUGAUGGCAACGCUGGUUAUCCCUUCGUGUCCCUUCUUGGCUAUCUAUCCCUUGGAUUGCGCAUCUUCCAACACAGCACUGCACUCUGCCAGACUCCGACCUGAACGGCUCGACAAGCAUCUCCAAACAUGCAUCUCAUCCUCACCGGCGCGACUGGCCUGGUCGGCUCAGGCGUCCUCGACGCCAUGAUCAAGAUGAAGGACGUCACAAAGAUCUCCGUCCUCAGCAGGAGGCCAGUCCCUAUGGCCGAGGACGCCAAGGACCCCCGCGUCGACGUCAUCAUCCACAAGGAUUUCGAAAAGUACGACACGGAACUGCUGGACAAGCUCAAGGGCGCGAACGGUGUCGUGUGGGCCCUGGGCAUCAGCCAGAAUCAGGUCAGCAAAGAGGCCUACGUCAAAAUCACCAAAGACUACGCCCUCGCGGCGGCAAAGGCCUUCGCCGACCUCGCGCCGGGCGACGAGCCCUUCCGCUUCGUCUACGUCUCGGGAGAGGGCGCGACCCAGACGCCGGGCCGCUUCAGCGCCAUCUUCGCCCGCGUCAAGGGCGAGACCGAGACGGCCCUCUCCGAGAUGCGCGCCGAGAACCCGCGCCUGCGGACCGAGUCCAUCCGCCCGGCCUAUGUCGACAACAAGGACCACGACGCCAUCAAGCCUUACGUGCCGACCCCGGAUGUCACGUACAAAGUAACGGCUACUGUACUGGGCACUCCGAUACGGGCGUUUGCUCCGUCGUAUCACAGCCCGACCGAAGCGCUGGGGAAAUUCAUGGCGGAGAUGGCCAUGGGUAAGGUCGACUCUGGAUUGGCUGCUGGUGGCAAGGACAUUGUCACGUUGAAUGGCGGGCUGAGGGUCGUGAGCAAUGUUGCGUUUCGGAGGUUGGCCGGCUUGGCCUGAUACAUGAAACACCCGGAGGGAAGACUGCAUAAAGCAGAGAUGAGAGCGGUCUAUGUACACAUAUGUAUAUCAUUGCGGCGAGUUUCAAAUCACGAUUCCAACUGUUACGAGUUGAGGCGCACAGCAGGGCAUAUUACAUACAUGGGAGAAGAGUGAAAGUUGCUUGAUUCUAGAGAAAUGCCUUAGAUUGCAUACUCGAUUGAGAGAGAGAGAGGCGCCAGGCACGCGAUAAGAACAUUGUCACGUUUUGUCUCUGGUCAAGGUUCUUAUCUCCACAAGGUGUUCUCAUCGCACAGAGCGCUCAUCAGAGCCACGUUAGUGAAUGACGAGGAC